UGAACGGUCAACUUCUGCAGAACUUUUCUUCCAGGUUCGAUCUCGGAGCACCUCCAGGCUUGACUAGCUCGGUCAUCGUCCAACCUUUCGAGCAUUCUUUUGCGCAUUGGACCAUCCAGUCCUCGAGUCCUUGAUUCCUCCAGCUACGCCUCAAUACCAGGUCGGUGACAGCGGCCUUUCUCGUGGAUGUAUCCGGUUCGAAACAAAUAUACCCGAUGCAGGAGUUGCUUUCGUCUUCAAGAGGUGUUGGGGUGAAGAGGACCAGAUAUUGCGUCUUUGGACCAACGGUACUUUUCUUCUUGGUCGACGGAGAAAGAUCCGCUGUUAAUGCCUCGAAGUCCGUUCGCGAUACGUCUUGUGUAAUGAUGUAUCCAUCGCGAUACCAGGUCCUCGGCCUGGAUUGGAGUGGUCGAGUGCUUGUUUGGGUCAUAUCGGGAAUCUCUGGUGUUCUUUCACGUGGUUCAGUGCCUGACGCUGUGGUUCGGGUCGAUUUUGCUGGUACGGUAUGUGGCCUUGGGCUUGUGUUGUGGGCGCAAGCGGCAGCUACUAGUAUUUUGAUAGCCGUCGAGUUACCACUCUGGGAUCUAUAUACUCUCGAAUAGGGGCAUCAAGG
Exophiala xenobiotica is the source of this 613-nucleotide messenger RNA. RefSeq lists its product as uncharacterized. The transcript has a single exon. Lineage: Eukaryota; Fungi; Ascomycota; Eurotiomycetes; Chaetothyriales; Herpotrichiellaceae. The coding region runs from base 216 to 602 and encodes 128 amino acids. The record is from RefSeq and is a predicted model, not a curated record.